CAUUGGCCGCGCCGGGCUGUGCGCCGAUUGGCUGGCAGCUGAGUCGAAAAAGCCAACGGCGGGCGGAAGUGGGGGUCGGGCAGACAGGAAGCGGAAGUGGGUGCUCCCGCGGCGGCCCCCCCGACCAGGAGGAUGCUUCCACUGUCCUUGCUGAAGACUGCGCAGAACCACCCGAUGCUGGUGGAACUCAAAAAUGGAGAGACGUACAACGGCCACCUGGUGAGCUGUGACAACUGGAUGAACAUCAACCUCCGGGAGGUCAUCUGCACGUCCAGGGAUGGAGACAAGUUCUGGAGGAUGCCCGAGUGCUAUAUCCGGGGCAGCACCAUCAAAUACCUGCGCAUCCCAGACGAGAUCAUCGACAUGGUGAAGGAGGAGGUGGUCUCGAAGGGCAGAGGCCGUGGGGGCAUGCAGCAGCAGAAGCAGCAGAAGGGGCGUGGUGUGGGCGGGACCGGCCGAGGUGUGUUUGGAGGCCGCGGCCGAGGCGGGAUUCCAGGCAGUGGCCGAGGACAACAAGAGAAGAAGCCCGGGAGGCAGGCGGCGAAGCCGUGAGGAGCCGGGUCGUGGCUGUGGGGCUGCUGGACAUCCAGACCCCGUGAGCUCAGGAGAGGCAGAGCGGCUGGCUGCUGUUACCUCGGAGCCCGCCCCUCCCCCCAGGGACCGGGGGCCCCGAACUCUUUAGAUGACUCGGUUUCACUUCCUCUUCCUCGAGACUCAGGAGGAAUGGGCUGGUAGGCUUUGUUCUCCCUUCCCCAAGUAUUUUUUUUCUAAAUACCAAGAUGUCUGCCCUUUAGAAAUUAAUGGGGAGAGAGGAGUGGAAACCCUCCUCCAGGGGUAGGGGUCUGUGUGUGUGUGUGUGUGUGGAGGGUCCCUUUGACAAGAACAGCAACUCACUGGCUCUGUUGGAAACCACGGCGCUGAGCAUGGUCUGCUGUUGUGUUGGUUUGAGCAGCUCCGUUUGGGACCACCCAAAGCGUUUGAACGAACAAACAAUUCUCCUCUUGUGGGGCAGGGAGGGCAGAGUCUGUGUGACCGGAGCAAGGGAACCAGACCCCCAGAAUUUGGCCGCUGGGACUGUGUGCUAGAGGGGUGUGCUGCUUGUUUUUUCUCACUGUCAAGAAGGCAGCCGUAAGAGACUCGGUCUGCCGUGACAUCCUGAUUUAAAAAACAAAUAAAAAGGGACUCUCGUCUGGCCUCCCUACA
Molecule: messenger RNA, 1203 nt
Organism: Hemicordylus capensis (graceful crag lizard)
Lineage: Eukaryota; Metazoa; Chordata; Lepidosauria; Squamata; Cordylidae
Gene: LSM4
Product: LSM4 homolog, U6 small nuclear RNA and mRNA degradation associated
Exons: 5
Coding region: 133-552 (139 amino acids)
Biological process (GO): mRNA splicing, via spliceosome; spliceosomal snRNP assembly; P-body assembly
Cellular component (GO): U6 snRNP; spliceosomal tri-snRNP complex; P-body
Molecular function (GO): U6 snRNA binding
Source: RefSeq, a predicted model, not a curated record